CAGAGGACAGCCCAACGAGAAGAGAAUCCGAGACCGCCGUCUCCAGUAAAAACCCAACCACCAUUGCCACCCAUCCAACGACUCCCCACCACUUCACCACGCCCUCCUCUCUCUCUCCCGGCGCAGGCACACACGCGCCGAGAGGAAGGAGCCGUACCGUACGGGACAGCUAGGAUUUACUCCGCGGCGACUCGGGAUCUGGCGCCCCCAAUGCAGCCGCCGCGUCGCUGAUCCCCUCCGCAGACGCGGCUGCGCAGCGCCUCCAUGGCGCGGCGUCACGGGUGGCAGCUGCCCGCCCACACCCUGCAGGACCCGGAAUUUUUCCGUUCGGUGCUUCCAUGAGCCCUGUGCAUGUGGUUGUGCCGUUGUGGCGUUUGAAAAUUCUCCUGGUGCUAUGUCCGUGCGACGCUGGACGUGUUCCCUCACCUUUUGUCUCCACUCUUAUCCUUAUUUCGUAAUUAUGCGUGUCUGAUGUGAUGGGCUACUUUUACCUGCAAUUUUUUGGGUGCUUCUGCGCAACCUCGCACUGUGUGUACUGUUUAAUUGGCGAUUAGUACGUUGCCAUUUUCUGCUGCUCUGAAGUGAGGUAGUACAUGGGUUUGAUUUUCUUACUACUUUCUCUUGAUGCCAUGCUAACUUAAUUUUCUGUGACUCUUUGUUCUGAUCUCGUGCGCUAUGGAGUAUGUUUCUGCUCGAUAUGGCAUUUCUUUCCAGCCGGUAAAAGUGCUACUUUUUGUUGCUUUCCCGUUGGUCCCUUAUGCAUGGAUCUUGUCCUGGCGCUCUUUUGUGAUGAUGCAAAUACGCGAUAAUUCGGUAGAUAAAAGCUCUACCCCGUUACGUCUUUUGACUUAAUGUUUUUUCCCGUCGAACUGGAGUCCAAAUGGAAUUGUAGCAGAAACCAGGUGAAACCAUUACAACUCGCCCACAAAACAACAUCUGCAAGUUGUUUGUAAAAAUCCUCUAAUUUUUUUUUCUUGCUGGUCCCUGCCUUAAUUAUGCAAUAGGAUGCCUUAAAGUCAGUUACAUUUAUUCAAGAAAAUAAUAAUCUCAAUGUAAAUUUGAGUAUCAUGUAAACUCAGUUACAUUUAUUCAAGAAAAUAUAAUUUGUAGGUUUAGUUCCCAGGCUUUUUAGCUUUUCUAGCUCUGUUGAGUGCAUCUUACUGCCAGAAUUUUCCUGGAUUCAAUGCAUAAUUAUAGCUUGCUUGUGUCCAUGCAGCAUCCCAGCUGAUAUAUAUCCUGGCUAAACACAGCAGAUCAGAAAGAAGUGACCUAGGAUUUUAAAAGCAUGAGCUGUAAUAACUAAUAAGGGCUUUGUGUAUUGAAUUUAGUGAGUAUUUUUCAUAACUAACUAUUGGAUAUUUCUUUACUGAAGAAAAUUCUGUUGGACAAUUUCAUCCUGCAUACCUUCAUCUGAUUGUCUUAUCUACCAUUUAAGAUUAGUUCAAAAGAUCAAGCAAAUUGGGAAAGGGUAUUAUCGGUGAUCUCGUCCUUCACAAGAAAUCUAUAACUCCUGAGCAACCACGGUUAUGUUGUGUACAAAUUUAAGUUUCCCACUUAUAAAUUUGACAGUUUAAGCACACGAAAUGCUCAUUGUUUAUGCAAAUACUCUUGGUUAGGUGUCCUUGGUUUGUUUUCAGCUUUUUAUUGGGGUUUUGGUCUUGGUUUUUCUUCUAAAUGUCUGACAUCUUAGUUGGAUUUUGCACUUCCUCCUCCUAUGCUGGUGUCACUUCAAGCUAUUUGUUCUUACCUCUAUCAAAUCAAGAGUAUGGUAAUCUUUUUUUUGCAGGUGGUUGCUAUAACGGUGUUCUUCUUGCUGUGUAUAGCAUUCUAUGCUUUCUUGUCUCCAUUUCUUGGGAAGGACUUGUACCAGUAUAUCGCAAUCGGUGUUUAUAGUUUCCUGGCCUUAUCGGUGCUGAUUUUAUACAUCAGAUGUACUGCUAUUGAUCCUGCCGAUCCUGGCAUUCUGAUUACCGUCAAUGGUUCACUAAUCUACAAAUCAGAAGCAAACAUAGACACUCAAGAAGAAGCUGGCAAGUCAGGAUCGCAAGCCAACGAGGAAAUCCAAACGCAUAACUCAUGUUUAGGAGCUGGUUGGUUUUGUUGUGCUAUUUUUAUGAAAGAUGAUUGUCGCAAAGAAGAUGAAGCUUACCAACAAGAAGAUUAUGGCGAGGAGGCACUCUUUUGCACCCUUUGCAACGCGGAGGUGCGCAAGAAUAGCAAACAUUGUCGAAGCUGUGACAAGUGUGUUGAUGGUUUCGACCAUCAUUGUCGGUGGCUGAACAAUUGUGUUGGAAGGAAAAACUAUAUGACGUUUUUGUGCCUUAUGGCUGUGAGUCUUGCUUGGCUUGCUGUUGAGUGUGGAGUUGGUAUUGCCGUGUUUGUCCGUUGCUUCACUGAUAGAACAGCCAUUGAAGAUCAGAUAGGGGAAAAGCUGGGUUAUGGCCUUUCAAGAGCACCCUUUGCAGUCAUUGUGGCCCUGGGUACAGCGCUUUCUAUGCUUGCUGCAGUGCCCUUGGGGGAGCUGUUCUUCUUUCAUAUGAUAUUAAUCCGGAAGGGCAUAACAACUUAUGAAUAUGUUGUGGCAAUGAGGGCUCAGAGUGAACCUCCUGGUCUCUCUGUCAAUGAUGACCAGCAAAGCUUGCCAUCUUCUCCAAUGAGUUCUGCACCAACUGCUUUCAGUGGAAGCUCGUUUGCACGGCACUAUAAAGGUGCAUGGUGCACUCCACCGCGCAUCUUCAUCGACCAGGAUGAAAUCAUUCCACACUUGGGUCCUGGGCGUUUACCAUCAACUGUUGAUCCUGAUAGCAUGGACCCAGCCGAAAGAGCCAAACAACAUGCAAAACGUCAAGUUCGCAUUAGCGCGUGGAAGCUCGCAAAACUGGAUUCAAACGAGGCAAUGAAAGCGGCUGCAAAAGCCAGGGCCUCUUCAUCUGUACUGAAGCCGAUCAAUAGCCGUGCCCAAUAUGAAGCAGACCGGUGUUCCAGUGACAACCUCAGCUGCAGAAGCAGUGUCAUGAGUGCUGAUACCAGUCACCACAUAGACACUCGAUCUGGCAGGAAUGUCCAGUACAAGUCAUCUUAUCCACCCAGCGCAGCAAGUGGAGAUGACAUUGAGCUGUAUCCCCAGACACCCAGCAGUUUCCAAAGCAACUCGCGGACUCCGACACCUAUUGCAGAGCACCAUCCCUCGAAGCAUUUCAACCCAAUCUAUCAGACAUCAGCAAACAGGUCUCCAUUCUCAGCCAAAGCAAGUGGAGUAAAUGAAGCAGCCAUCUCAGAAUCCAACAACGCAAGGAGGUUUGGUGCGCCAAACACAGAUAGAUCUCCUCGGUCAUCUGUUUACUGGGAUCAGGAAGCUGGCCGGUUCAUGUCUGCGCAGCCAAACCAGGGAUCGAGCUCUCGUGUGGGCCGUCCUGAUCUUCUCUACACUGGACAGUCUAUAUUCUUUGGUGGACCACUGAUGGCAGAUCCUACAACAAGAAGUUUCAGAGAUCCUGGCGGUUCGAGCCAACGCUCUGCUGUGUCUCGCCCUCACCAGCUCCCUGUGUUCAUUCCCACCGAUCGCCGAAAAGAUCAAGUCUCUAGGUUAACAUGAAGUAAACUGUUUUUGGAGUAUUCAUCUCUGCUUGAUUGUUCAAUGUAUAGCUCUUAGUUCUUACAUCAGGAAUUGUAGGCUAUGAUUUUCUGCCAGUUAGGUGGAAACCGUGCUUAAUUUAGGUAAGAUUUUAAUACAGAAACGAUGAAUUCUCUUUCAUUUAUUGAGGCAAAAAGUGUCCUGAAAUUUUAUCAAAGAGCGGCUUUUUUGACA
Molecule: messenger RNA, 3808 nt
Organism: Brachypodium distachyon (stiff brome)
Lineage: Eukaryota; Viridiplantae; Streptophyta; Magnoliopsida; Poales; Poaceae
Product: protein S-acyltransferase 21
Exons: 10
Coding region: 1715-3595 (626 amino acids)
Biological process (GO): protein targeting to membrane; peptidyl-L-cysteine S-palmitoylation
Cellular component (GO): Golgi apparatus; endoplasmic reticulum
Molecular function (GO): protein-cysteine S-palmitoyltransferase activity
Source: RefSeq, a predicted model, not a curated record